This is a messenger RNA of Amoebophrya sp. A120, 2137 nucleotides long. The record is from the annotation of a GenBank genome assembly. Lineage: Eukaryota; Dinophyceae; Syndiniales; Amoebophryaceae.
CGGAUCUCUACCAGACCCAUUCUCAUUCAGAAAUGAAGCUGAUGCUUGAAGACGAUCCACCAUUCACGAACUUGAGGUUGAAUUCCAAACUUUUUCCCCUUUUCUAUCAGGUGCAGCAUUUUUUGUUGUAUCACCCACCUAAGUAAGCGAAAGAGCACUCUUUAAGCUUCAACUUCUUCAUUAAUGCAUCGUGUUUUAGAAUCAGUACUAGGACUAGCACAACUUCUUCAUCAUCUUCUCUUGCAUUAAAAACGAAAAGUUAUUCCUUCGCAACGCACCAGAAAAUGGCAUUCGGACGUAAGUGGGCAGACAUCCAGGACGACGAGCCGGCGCACCCGGUUCCGCAGACGCGGUCCCGAUGGGCCGACGUCGAGGAGGAGGACGACUUUGUCGGCGGCGCGCCGCAGCGGUUCCGCCCGGCCGGCACGGGGGCGGACGACAAGGGGAUUCGGACGGAAGUGGAGUACACCGAACGCAACGGGAAAGCGGUGAAGCUGAUCACGACCUACCAACAGAAGAAGGUCAUCAAGAAGUCAAACAAGUUCGUGGACGAGCGCAAAAAGUGGAAGCCGUUCGGCCCCUGCACGGACCCGGCGAAAUUCGCCGACUUAUCAAAUGCAAAAGUGUCUGGGUCUGGAAGAUUCUAAACUUGUGAUGCUGGUGUCUCUGGAUUCAAAAAAAAAUUGUAUUGCAUGACCAGAAAGAGGACUCCAGUUUGUGCUACGCGGAGAGGGCAUUUCUCAUGCGAAAUAGGCAUUAGUAAGCCCUCUAAAAAAUAUCUGGGAUGCUAGGGCAUGCAUUACAGACAUUAUGGGUCAUGCAAAAUAUGCAUGACAAGUCUGGCAUUCUUCCAGACCCAGACAUUUUUGCAUUUGAUACGACUACGGUGGCAACAAACCGGUGCGCGCCGAGGAGGAAGUGCAAAUCGAGAUGAACAAGGAAAAACAGAUGAAAGCUUUGGGUACUACAAUCAUUUUGCAUUCGACAUCAAAUAAAGUGGCGAAGUAGUCGCGUUGUUGUUUGUGAUACACAGCACAUGAAGAUCUUCAGACACUAACACUGUUUCUAUACAAUAAUUCUUCCAACUGAUACUGAUAGCAAGUAGCAAGAAAACCAAAACGACCGCGCAUGAUACUUCUAAAUCGAUGAAACAUGAAUUAUGAAACAGGCCAAGACGAGAAGUUCUGGGAGCAGUCGGUGGUUUUGUGCGAGACCAUUCUGAACGACGCGAAGCGCAAGCGGUACGACGCCAACGAGAUGCGGCGCAAGCGCGAGCAGGAGUUCCAGGCGCAGCAGGCGGAGCAGAAGGCCGCGGGCAUCAUCGCCACCGGCGGGCAGAAUUCCACCCUCGCGAAUAAGUACGUGCCGCCGUCCCUCCGCAAGGGCGACGGCCCGCAACAGGACGCGAGGAACGAGAACACCCUGCGUGUCUCCAACUUGUCGGAGGACACCCGCGAGGGCGACCUGCAGCAGCUGUUCGGCCGGGUCGGCCACGUCACCCGGGUGUUCAUGCCGCGGCACAAGGAGGGCGAAAAGGAGGGCAUGCACAAGGGCUUCGCCUUUGUGCAGUUCCGCGACCGGAAGGAUGGCGAGCGGGCGAUCAAGCAACUCAACGGCCACGGGUACGACAGUCUCAUUCUCCAGGUCGGCUGGGCUCAGCCGAAGGCGAACUAAGAAUACCUUUAGUGGUCGCUGUCGGGCAUAAUUAUCCAAUGAAUAGGAUUUUAGUUUUACUCAGGAGGAACGGAGUAGAACUUAGAGCAUCUAGAUGGGAAAGAUCACAACUACAACGCGGAGACCAACACGAUUACCAUCUUUCUACGACGAUUUUUUUGUUUCAUCAAGAUAAGAAGUUGUUUUCAUCAAGAUAAGGAUAACUACAGUUGGUGAAAGACUUAGAAUUCGAGGAGACGAGCAAUGAACGAAUCUAGAAGAUGAAGAUGCCCAGGCGAGCAUAGGAACAGCGCGUCUUGCUCUUCAAGGUUUCUGAAUCCUCGCCGCAUUAGGAUUCAGAAUGGGUGACUCGGAAGAGAUGGAAACAGAUGAUAACGUGCUUUCACACCAAUGAAAACCACUUUUUUUGCUCUAAACCCCAACAACACCUUUUCUGCAUCAGCUAUUAUUUUCAUUCUCCGCA